Messenger RNA from Salvelinus namaycush (lake trout), 1410 nucleotides. RefSeq names its product fibrinogen C domain-containing protein 1-like. The record is from RefSeq and is a predicted model, not a curated record. Bases 1 to 1410 code for a protein of 469 amino acids. The transcript has 7 exons. NCBI's taxonomy places the organism in Eukaryota, Metazoa, Chordata, Actinopteri, Salmoniformes, Salmonidae.
AUGGUCAAUGAUCGAUGGACAAUCAUGAACAGUGUGUCAGAACUCGAAGAUGGACAACAGCAUAAAUCUCAGAGGAUGGGCUGUAGCUAUUUCCUGUGCACCAUUCUGUUCUUCGUGGCCGUCCUCCUGGCCAUCAUGGCAACUGGUACCAUCCUACUCAUGAACCACUACCAAGCUCCACCCCCCGGCACCAACGACGGCCCCCCACUCAUCUCCACCAACCACGACGAGGGCAACGCCCUGGUGACGGUUGAACGGGGCGAUGGUUCGCGCAUCAACAUCUUCAUCGACCCCAACUGCCCCGACUACAACAACAACUUCAUGCGGCUGGAGGCCGUGCAGACGUCGCUGCUCCACUCUCUGACCGGCCAUGACACAGACCUGAAGUCAGUGAAGGGCCAGGACCGAGCCCUGCUGGUGAAGCUGGCUGAGGAGGUGGCCAUGCUAUCGGGCCACGCCAGCCAGCUUAAGUUGGAGUACGAAUCUCUGAGGCGAGGCCAGGGGAACCUGGGACAAGAGCUCAACACUCUGCAGACGGAGCAAGGCCGGCUUAUCCAGCUGCUGUCCGAGAGCCAGAUCAACAUGGUGAAGGUGGUGAACUCCGUGAGUGAUACACUCAACUCCAUGCAGAAGGAGACAGGGAACCUGAAGAGCAAGCUGAAGGCAGACCUCCAGAGAGCACCUGCCCGUAGUACUCGGCCCAAAGGCUGCUCCAAUGGUAGGCCUAUGGAUAGCUCUAGACCUCGGGACUGCAGUGAUAUCUUCACCGGUGGCCAGCGGGAGGAUGGGAUCUACUCUAUCUUUCCCACACACUACCCUGCUGGCUUCCAGGUCUUCUGUGACAUGACAACGGAUGGAGGAGGAUGGACGGUCAUUCAGCGCAGAGAGGAUGGCGCAGUGAACUUCUUCCGAGCAUGGGACGCAUACCGCAACGGCUUCGGCAAGAUUACUGGAGAGCACUGGCUUGGUUUGAAGAGGAUGCAUGCCCUGACCAUCCAAGCCAACUACGAGCUGCGCAUUGACCUGGAGGACUUUGAGAACAGCACGGCCUUCGCCCAGUACGGAGCCUUUGGAGUGGGACUGUUCUCCGUUGACCCGGAUGAGGAUGGAUACCCGCUGACUGUUGCUGAUUACUCAGGCACUGCAGGUGACUCAAUGCUCAAACACAACGGGAUGAAAUUCACCACCAAGGACCAAGAUAACGACCACUCAGAGAACAACUGUGCCUCCUUCUACCACGGUGCCUGGUGGUACCGCAACUGCCACACGUCCAACCUGAAUGGACAGUACCUGCGUGGGCCGCACACCUCCUACGCCGACGGCAUUGAGUGGUCCUCCUGGACGGGCUGGCAGUACUCCCUUAAAUUCGCUGAGAUGAAGAUUAGAGCCACAACAGAGGAGAACAAAUGA